Molecule: messenger RNA, 4530 nt
Organism: Limulus polyphemus (Atlantic horseshoe crab)
Lineage: Eukaryota; Metazoa; Arthropoda; Merostomata; Xiphosura; Limulidae
Product: RING finger protein nhl-1-like
Exons: 6
Coding region: 365-4114 (1249 amino acids)
Biological process (GO): protein polyubiquitination; negative regulation of translation; proteasome-mediated ubiquitin-dependent protein catabolic process
Molecular function (GO): ubiquitin protein ligase activity; protein binding; translation repressor activity
Source: RefSeq, a predicted model, not a curated record
UGGUGGCAACUGUUGGCGUAGACCCUGCGAUGUGAAAAUGUAUAUCUAAGAGGUACAGAAUUGUGUAGUUAGUAGUGUCGACUGAACGGGGAACAGGGGGAGCUGCUUUAUCGAACUUCAACGCUGUAACUAAAACAGAUCUGAUCACAUUUGGAAGCGACAUCUGGUGGUAACGGAGAUGCCUUAUUAAUCGUCAGUCCUUAGUUACUGCUACAUUGCUGGUGAUUCAGUGUUCUUGGUCAACAAUUAUAACUAAAUUAUCUUCUGAUUGAAACAUGACGUUAGCGUGGAGUCAGCUGCUUCAGUGCUUGUGAUUCAGUGCUCUUUUUCAACCAUUACAGUUAAACUAUCUUCCGAUUGCAACAUGACGUCAGCAUGGAGUCAGCUGGAACAAUUACUGACUUGUGCGAUAUGCUUAGAUCGGUACAGGAACCCUAAACUUCUACCCUGUCAACAUACCUUCUGUCUGGAGCCUUGCUUGGAAGGAUUAAUAGAUUAUAUUCGCAGACAGGUAAAAUGCCCAGAAUGUCGGGCAGAGCACAGGAUUCCUUAUCAAGGUGUCGAAGCUUUUCCCACUAACGUGACGUUAACGCGGUUUUUAGACUUACACCGAGAUGUCACUGGAGAAGAACCAGAGCCCUUACCGUCCAUGAUGGAAAGAUGCGCUGUAUGUAACGACAAAGCUCACGUCAAAAAAUGUGGACACUGUAACAAGAAAGUAUGUGAUGAGUGCAAAGAAGCACAUCUUGAUAUUCUUCGGCGGGAAAUUCUACGCGUUAAUAAUCAAGUUAAAAGAAGUCUUCAGAAAGUUAGCGAUACUCUCACGCAAACUCAGAGUAAUAGAUCAAGAUUGCAGGAGAACGCGGAUCGUGUUAAAGAAGAGAUUGAGGAGAUGGUACGUCGUUACAAUGAAGAUCUGAAACACACAGAAAAAAGGCUGAAAGAAGAAAUUGAUAUUUAUGUCCAAAAAGAGCUUCGACAGAUGAAUGGUAUGAAGGACAAUCUUGAAAUGGAACUUACUAACUUAACUGGAAAUUGUGAGCUAUUGGAGAAACAUAUGAAUGAAAAUAUAGACUGGACUGACAGUGAACUUUUACAAUAUAAAGAAGUUAUUUUCAAAAUGUUAGACUUUGUUAGACAUUUCGACACAGGCAUUUCGGACUUUACUCGCCGAAUAACGUUUCAACCAAGAACUAAUCCAGAUGUACUGCAUAGAGUUUUGGAAGAAUUUGGGGAUUUAAAGGUCAAUGCACCUACGCCUCCACCUACUGGUAAUUUGUCUCCCUCACCUUCUAAUUCAUUGCUUCGAAGUCAGAGUGAUCACUGGUUGAGCACCCACUUUCAGCGUCGACAGGACAACCGCUCUACUUCUGACUUUAGUCAACAUGGAAUAAUCAGUGACUCGGAAAGGGAUGGAAGACACGGAGAGGUCGGUUUACAAAGUCGUUCUCGGCGGGAGUGUAGGGAUAACAGCCCAUAUCGUCGUUUUGGAGACAGAUCUUCGCGAGAAUACGAAACGCCAGACAGAGAGCGGCGACUCUUGAAACCUGAGAACGAUAUCCGAGACGUGAAGAGCUGGAGAGAUUGUGAUGGAACUAUCGGGACUUAUAGAUCGAGGUAUAUGAGGGGUAGUUACGAGAACUUAAGACAAGAUAGAGAAUCAAGUCAAGGAAGGAGUGUUAGAUUUCACGAUACUGAUGUUCAGUGUAAUGAAUCCGUUUUUGAUACAAAUGGAUUGAGAGGUCCUUUAAGUGGAGUUCCGAGGCUUAAGGAUUCUGCCUAUAUAAUGGAGAGACUACAUCAAAAUGAGGUUCGACAGAAGAAGCAGAUUCAGGAAGAAGAACAUCAACGCUUAGAAAAUCCUGUACCUUCCUCAAAAAUUAAUUCUGUUCCUUCUAGACCAACUGCACGUCAAAUAAGCGAGGACGAUGUUGAAAAACAGAAGAAACAGAGCCAACUUUCGGCUACAAUGACCGAAACUAGAGAAAAAAUGGCCACAACCAGUACUUCUUCUGCAGCAACUGUUCCUUCUGAAUUGCCAUCUCGAGUUUUAUCGAAAAGAGCUGAAGAGUCUUCUGUUAGUGCAGCGAAUGAAUCUUCCGAAACACGGCAACACGAAAUUCUAGCUACAGAAUUAACAACAUCCAGUUCGGGAGGAAGCACUGGGUCUUCUUCAGCCACCACGUCUACACCUGAUGAACAAGGUAGCAGAUCUUACAAACCAAUUACCUCUGGUGACGCCGAAGGGACAACCUCUACAGAAACAUCCUCGGGUUCAAGAUUUUCUCGUGAACAAAAUCCUCGAGGUUUAACCCCCAGGUCUGAUUGGACGCUACAGAAGAAGACUUUACCAGUAGAUGUAGAGGAGCGAUCUGGUAACUACAAAAUUGGUAAUUUUAACAACUCACAAAAACCGUAUGGACGAACGCCAUCUUUGGACAAGAAGGAUGGGGACCAGAAAAACCUUCCUAAGUUUUCAUUUACUAGACGUCAAAUGGUGCAGUGUUCAGAUUCUGAAAGUGACAGCGAAAGUGAAGUUAACAGCACAGAAACAGAUAGUGACGACUCGAGUGUUAGUAAUCUUACUUCAGGUACAAGCUCUUCAGUUCGAGACCUCUUACUGCGAAGCGCACAAGCCCGUCGAAAAAGUGCAAGAACAGAUUCUCCUGAAAAGGCGGAUAGUACUAGGAAGACCUCAAAUCCUAGAUCCUCUCAAACACAGAAAGAUAGGUAUGGAAAAAGACAUAUUCCUACAAGUUCGAAACGAAAGGUGUUAAUAAAUGACGACGUAAAUGACGAGCAGAGCGAUUCAUCUAGAGAUCGUUACUUGACACGGAGUCGAAGUUCAGUUAUUCUAAAUCGACAGCAGAAAGAUCUGACCGAUUCUCUGGCCAACCCUUCUGGUAGCACACAAUUUCAAACAAAAUCUGGCAUUUCCAGUCAACCAGAUAAAGCAGUAUCACGCAGCAAGAGCUCUCGCGAUCUUGUUCUGAACGAUGAGAAUACUGAGACACGUCCUCCAACAUAUCGGAGAUUUAUCGAAGAAAAACGGCAGGCUCUGCGUGAAAACGCAGUGGAGACCAAUGCGGAUAGGGGAUUGACGUCUAGGUCUGAAUACGUUAGAAAUAAGUAUGGGAAAACGCCAGCCGAAAAAUGUGAUGACACCAAUAUUUCAGUAGAUCAGACAUAUAUUAGACGAAGUAAUGUUGAAAGUAAUAUUAACCAAGAUCCUUCAUCCUCUUGUACACCUUAUGCCGAUAAAACCCCACAGAUCCGCCAACCGAUAAUUAAAAUAGGAAGUCGAGGUAGUGAACCAUAUUGUUUUAAUUGGCCUAGGGAUGUGGCAGUAAGUCCACAAAACCUUAUUGCUGUGGCAGAUAGCAGUAACCACAGAGUUCAGGUGUUCAAUAGCACAGGAAAGUUUCUUCAUCAGUUUGGAACGUACGGAGAUUCUGAAGGAGAGUUUAACAGUCCAGCAGGAAUAGCCAUUAAUCGAAUAGGACAGUACCUCGUAAGUGAUCGCUAUAACCACAGGGUCCAAGUCUUCGAUCCUAAUGGCAGAUUCCUGCGAUCCUUUGGAACAGAAGGAAAUUUGAACAGCAUGUUCAACUAUCCAUGGGGAAUCACAACAGAUUGUUUGGGUUUCAUCUAUGUUUGUGACAAGGAAAACCAUCGCAUUCAGGUUUUUCAAGCAGAUGGUACAUUUGUUACAAAGUUUGGAACGCUUGGAGACAGUGCUGGCGAAAUGGAGUGCCCUCACUACGUCACUGUUAAAGGUUCAGAACAGGUGAUUGUUAGUGACUGCAAUAACCACCGCAUUCAGAUAUUCGACACCAGAGGGAGACUUAUCACGAACUUCGGUAACGAGGGUUCAGCUCUGGGUAAGUUUCAAUUCCCUCGUGGUGUCGCUGUGAACGAACAGGGCCACAUUUUUGUAGCAGACAGUGGCAACAAUAGAAUCCAAACAUUCCUGCCUGAUGGCAGCUUCCUAUCAGCCUUUGGGUCAUGGGGAACUGGUGAAGGGGAGUUUAAGGGGAUCGAAGGAAUAGCAGUUAUGGCCAAUGACAGCCUUUUGGUGUGUGAUAGAGAAAAUCACCGGCUUCAGGUUUUUUGAUGACAAACAGCUGGAGAAACGUCCAACUGGUUUCUCAAAAUCAUAUUUUACUCAUCCACCCGAUGCGGUGUUGUAUCCUUUAGUUUUCUCAUAAGCUACCUAUUUCUCUGCUCACUGUCGCCGGACAGACACACGUCAGGCCUUUCUUAAUUAAGUCUUGUUUAUAUUAUGAACAAAAUAAGAAGUAUUUUUAUUAUCAGCAGAUUUGUUAGCGAUCUUGUAUAAUCUUUAUAAUUUUCUAAAUGCGUUUUGUAAAAAAUGUUUUAUAAUCAGUACUUCUAAAAUAACUAACUAAGUAUAGCUCUAGGAGGCAUGUAGACAUACAGACAAACUCACAUUGAACAUACAGUGCAGUCCAUCAAGUAACAUAGCAAAAUUCCACUGUUAAAUUAUUCGACAGUGAAAAAUAAUUUGAC